AUGAGUGACAUAACACUAUCUGAACCAUCAAAACGUCGUGGUGAAGAUUUCGGUGAGUCAUGUGAAGAAGAUUCUAUUGCUGGAUUAAACAUCCCAUCAGUUACUCAUAAUUUAAGCUUGGAAAAUCGUGAUUUGAAGAGGAAGUUAGAUGAAGAAUUAUCUACAUACAAACAAAGAUUAUCUGCUUACCAGGAAGGUCAGCAACGUCAAACAAACCUCGUUCAGCGGCUCCAGUCUAAAGUGUUACAGUACAAGGAAAAAUGUCGAACACUUGAACUUAAAUUACAGAUAGCCGAUACGGAGAAUCAAAACAGAAAAGCUGGAAUGGAUGAAAAUACAGCUGAAUAUGAAGCGACACUUCUUAGACUUGAAGAAGAGCAGCAAAGAGCUUCAACGCUUGCUGGUGUAAAUAGCAUGCUUCGGGAACAAUUAGAUCAAGCUACACAUGCAAAUCAAACGCUUUCCUCCGAUUUACAGCGUAUUAAGGAAGAAGCAUCUCGUUUACGAGAUGUUCUUGAACGACGGGAAGCGGAAUGGAGAAACGAAGAAGCUGCUUUCAACGAUUAUUUUACGAUGGAACAUGGGAGACUCCUUGCCCUUUGGAGGGCAGUCGUAGCCUGUCGUCGUCAGUUUGUUGAAGUCAGGGGUCAGGUAGAACGAGAAAUCGGAUCUGCUCGGGUAGAACUAUCCAGAGUGUCGAGGAUAUGUCAAACCGCUUGCGAAAACUUUGCUUCUAACUUACGCACAAAGGAAGCUAGAAACAUGGUCACAUUAGAACAAGAGAAAAAUGAAAAGAAAAAAUUAGAACAUGAAUUAGAUGAAUUAACUAGAAAUUGUGAAAAUAUAAGACAGCAAACAAAUGGACAACUUGAACAAGCAAAUCAAAAAAUCACCAAUUUAAUUAAUCAAAUAGACGAAUUAAACAAACAACUUUCUGAUAAAGAUAGAACAAUUGAUAGUUUACAACGACUACGUACUGGUCAAACUUUGUGUGGACGUAAAGAAGGGGCAGAUAUCAAUGAUCCUUCUUCAAGAGCACUGGUUGAGGAAACUCAAGCAUUAUAUCAGACACUCAGAGAUAUUUCUCAGUCUGUACUUAAUGAUGAAAUCGUACCAUCUGAGGCCUUUGGUGGUGUUGAAGGUUGUUUUCAUCAGUCGAGAUCCCGUUCACCAUGCUAUGCUUCGAAUCCAAAGAUGAUGACCAAUAGUUUCCAUAACUCAAGGGCAGGAGCGUAUGGUCGCACCGGAUCACCACCACCACCAGUUAACAGUACAAGUGCUUGUUAUUGGGGUGAUUCAGCAUUAUCUGCUGUUCAGGCUGCACUUCGUAAACGUGGACUUCAAGUUUCUGAAUUAACGGCCAAGCUGAACAACACUAAAGAUCAGUGUGACUCGGUUAAACAUCAGUUAGACGAUAGUGAAAAUGAAAGAAGAAACUUAGAACGUCAACUAAUGAAUAUGCGUGCAGAACUGGACAAUAUACGAAGAGAAAAAGAAGAAAUGGGUAGAGAAGUAAAACGAAUUACAGCGAAUGUUCAAACUCUGGAUAACGAAAGAGCCGAUCUUGAAAGAUUACAUUCGAAUACAUCUGACGAACUAAAAAGCUUGCAGAGCGAAUUCGAACGUGUUCAAAAUGCUUAUAAUGAGUUGCGUAAAAACAGAGACACAUUAGAAGGUGAAUUAACUUGUGCUCAGCGUGAUGCUGAAAGGUGUUUAAGAGAGUCUGAACGUUGUCAACGUUGUAUUGAUACACUUGAGGAACGUUUAUCAUCUGAGCGCGAAGAAGGAACAAAUUUACGAAGUGCCCUUCAGAAAGCCAAAUUAGAAGCUGAGAUCAAAGCCAAAGAAUUAGCAGAUAUUCAAGACGCUCUAUCAAGAGCUGAAACACGAAAGGCAGAACAGGAAGCUGAAAUAGUUCGACUACGAUCAGAUGAAGCGGCACUAGGUGAACAUUUGUCCAAGUGCCAGAGUAAAUUGGAAGAGGUCUCCAACAAGAGGUCGAUUCUGCAGAGCCAAUUAAGAAAUCAGGAAGCGGAAUACAACCAGCUAGCAUCUGAUUAUCGAAAUGCUGAUGCAGAUCGUUCUAGCCUGAAAGAAGAACUUAUUCAAAUGGAAUCACAAAAGAAUGAACUAAUUUACGAAAAGAAUAGCAUUUCACAAUCUUUAACGAUGUCUGAGGCUGCUCGUGAAAGACUAGAAGAAGAAAUCACCAGUCUGAAUAGAGAAAAAUUAGAAAUUACUGAGCAACUAAAUACCGUUACAAGACAAAAAAAUGGUCUCACUAAUGAACUGAUCCAAAAGAAUAGAGAUUAUGAAAGAAUUCGUGAUGUUAUUGGACGUCUGAAUAGAGAAAAAGAAGACUUGACAAAAGAGAAAGGUGAACUUUCGGCACAGGUCACUGCACUUAGUAGAGAAUUAAAUCAAACUUGCGAUUUACUUGUAGCGAGUAAAAAAGAACAUGAAAAUUUAGACGCUGACUACUAUCAAGCCAAGCAACAGAUAAUGCAAUUGGAAACAAAAAGAGAUUUAUUAGAAAAUGAGUUACAAGAACAAAAUCUAAAACGAGAAAAUUUAUUGGUUGAACUGAAACGCACUCAAGCCGACCUUCAACACGAAAUCGAACGUGGACUUCAGGCUCGUGAGCAGGCCUCACAGGCUUUACAAAAACGUGAAGAUGAAUUGCAAGGGGCGAUGAAACUAUCGAAGGAGGCAGCUGAAACCGAAAUAUCCAGAUUGAGAAAUCAGUUGACUGAAUGUAGACAAUUGUCUGAUAAGGAGCUAAGAGAUCUUACACUUAAUCAUAAAGAGGCUAUCAAAGACCUUAUAAAGCAGAGCGAACAAGAUAAACAAGAUUUUGAUAAUGAACUCAUGAAACUUCAAAGGGAAAAAGAUGAAAUAACUUUGACAUAUGAAGCAGAGAAACAAAAUUUAUUAUCGUUCAAUGAACAAGAACGAGUUAACUUACAUGAACGACUAAAUCAUUCAUCACAACAAAUUAAAGGAUUAGAAUCAGAAAUAGAUAGAAUUAAACGCGAAGCUUCAGCUCGUCAUGAACGUGAUGAUAUGGCCAAAGCCGAUUUGACACGGGAACUGAAAGAAUUCCGUCAACACUAUGAAGAGACAUGUGCAUUACAUGAACAAGCAAUGAAGAGCGCUCAAGCAAAAUCUGCUCAGCUAGCUACUGAAAGAGAUCUAGCAAGAAAUGAAGUGAACGAAUUAAAAAUGCAAAUAAACUUAAUUGAAGAAGUUCGAGAUGGAUUACAAAAAAAUAUCUCAGAAAUAUCUCGUCGUUUAAAAGAAACAGACGAAGCUCGAGAAACACUACGUAAAGAAAUUAUUGAUUUACGUAGGACUCUAGCUGAAACACAACGUGACCGCGACAAUCAGGAAGAAGCCAAAGAAAAUCUCGUGAAACGAGUUCAGUCUCUAGAAACUGAGCGUGUUGAACAAAAUAGAGUUCUGACUGACCAACAACAACAAAUCUCUGCUUUUGAAGAACAAAAAUGUGCCGAUAGCAAGGAGAUUGGUGAGUUGCGUUCAAGUGUUCGCGAAAGUGAGAAAGGACGUCUCGAUGUCCGUCGUGAUCUGCAAGAAGUUAGACGUCAACUUAAGGAUAUGCAAUCAGAUCAUGAAAGGCAGACUAAGGAUUUAAUGGAAAUGCAGUCUCGGAUAACACGGGAGGAAGAAAAAAAUGAAGAAUUACGUCAAGAAAAUACCGUCUUGAAACAACGUAAUGGUGAAAUAGACGCUUCUCGUUCUAAGCUACGGAAAGAGUUAUCCACUAGUGAAAGAAGAAUAUGUGACCUACAAGAGCUAUUAUCUAGUAGAGAACGAGAAUACAAACAAGCAGCAGAUCAUGCGAACUGCGAAUAUCGUCGUCUAACAGACACAAGAAAUCAAUUAGAAACGACCGCUGAAGCGCUGAGUAAUGACUUAGCGGAAGUAAGGUUGGCUUUAAGUGGAGCUGAGGGUCGCGUGAGUACUUUGGAAGCUCAGUUGGCAAAAAGUGAAUCAAUACGAAGAGAUUUUGCAUAUAAGCUGGCAUGUAUACAUAGUUCACUUCGUAGACUUAUUGGUUAUAAUCAAUGUCGCCAUCGAUCGAAAACUCCAUCAAGAAUCAGAGAUUCAACUUCCGUCUCACCUGUUCGUAAACUAAGAACAGGAACAAGCCCAAUAAAUAGCCGUGAUAACUCUCCCGUAAAAGAUGGCGUUAGUGAUUCUAAAUUGUCUAACGUAUCAAGAGUAUAUCUUAGUGAUGGAUCGUUCAAUGCAUCUGACCUAGAUCCUGAAGCAGUUCGUUUGGCUUUACGCGAGUUUGUACAGAAAUAUUCCUCGGUAAAACGAGAUUAUGAAGAUGCACAAGCACAAAUCACAUCUCUUCAUUCUCGAUUAAACGAACAAGCUGAACAGACUGAACAGUGGGCUCGAAGACUUCACCAACUUCAGCAGGCUUUGUGUGAAGCUGAAGCAGAUAAGAAAGGAGUAGACGGAAGAUUAUCUACUACACAAACUGCUCUUAUGCUUCAAGAAGAAACCUUACGACAAAAUGAACGUGACAGAAAAAUAAUGGCAGAUAAAAUAAGUCAACUAGAAAGACAAAUAUCUUCCAUAGAAAAUGAGAGACAUGAAGAUCAGGAAAAAAUAAUGCAUUUACGUCAAACUGGAGCACGCUUUGAAGAGGAGCGUCGUCUCAGUCGAAGAGCUUUAGAUGAUGCUGAAAAUCACAUCACACAACUUGAAGUAACUAGACGAUCAUUAGAAGGUGAAUUACAACGACUAAAGAUGUGCAUCAGUGAUAAGGAAGCUGAGAAUCAAAUGCUUGAAGACAGAUGUCAAAACCUUUGCAAACAAAUACAGGAUUUAGAAUCGAAAUCACAGUCAUUACAACUGACAGUUGAUCGUUUAAGUACAGCGUUAGCUAAAACAGAAGAGUUAGAAAGUGCAAGCAAAGAUAAAAUCCAACAACUUAAUUCAAGUCUUUCAGAUCAUAAUCAGACCAUAUUAGAAUUACAAGAACGCCUAGCACAUUUGCAAAAAGCUCUAACGAAUUCAGAACAUGAUAGACGAAUAAUACAAGAGCGAUUAGAUAAUACACGUAGUGUGUUGCAUGAACAAAAACAUCAAAACCAACAGUCAUGUGAAAAAAUACAAUCAUUACAAAGUGAGUUAGCUGAUGCUGAAUUGCGUCGAGGAGAGCUUGAAAAUCAAGUUCGUCAAACAAAUAAUACUUUGGAUAAACGUCAAGAAAGUGAACAAGAACUCAAUAAACAACUUCAAACGCUUUUAAAGGAAAGGCAAGAACUAUUUGACAGGGUAUCGUGUUUACAGCGCAAUUUAACAGAUGUUGAAAAUAUGCGUGAUCACUUAAUGAGAUCAAGUACCCAUCUAGAAAAAGAUAGGCAUAAUCUUAAACGACAUUUAGAAAAAGCCGAAAGAGAAAAACAACAAAACGAAGAAAUUGUGAAUAAGAAUAAUCUUGAUCGUACGGAGUUAGAAAUAACAUUACGACGUUUGGAGGAAGAGAAUUCAAACAGAAGAAAGCAGAUUCAGUUUUUACAAUCCAAAUUGGUUGAGAUGGAACAAGCUCAUGCUAAACACCUAAAUGAACUAGCGAGUCGACAUCGAGCAGAAAGUGAAUUGGAACUAGAAAGACUGCGCUGUGGCAAAGCUCAAGCUGAACGUGCACUUGAAGCACGCGAACGCGCCCACAAACAGCGUGUUAGAGCUUUGGAAGAUCAAGUUGUACAGUUAAAAGUUAAGUUAGCCUCACUUAAAGAUCAAUUGAUAGUAGAAGCGAAUAGACCACAGCAAUUAAUAAAUAAUCCAAAUAAAUUUCAAACAACUAUUCGCUCUGAAAUCCCAAUGAAUACAUCAUCUACUAACCGACGUUCAAUAGAACGCAAAUCUGGAGGACAAGGUGAUUUAGCAUUAAAAGCAUCAUUAUCAAGCGGUGAUAUACGUCGGCUAACAGAUAACGGAAAUACAGAAAUUCGUAAUACAGCAGGAUCGAAAUAUUUAACAAGUAGCCGACCAAAUAGACUUCCAAGACGAUAA
Molecule: messenger RNA, 6054 nt
Organism: Schistosoma spindalis
Lineage: Eukaryota; Metazoa; Platyhelminthes; Trematoda; Strigeidida; Schistosomatidae
Source: the annotation of a GenBank genome assembly